ACAGGAAUAACCUUGUAAAGCCUUUUCUUAUGGUUAGGAAAACAACAUAACAAAUCAGUUCUGGUGCUAAAUUGGCGAAAAAUUAGAUCAUAUUCUACCUCGAUACGUUUGGUAGGUACGGUAAGCAACAAAACUAAAAAUAAAAAUCACUGCCUGUUGACGGCGUUGCAUGAUUUGCUGCCAAGAAUUUCUUCAAGUGGGCUGCUACUGGUACUACUCUGACAAAAAAAUGCACGUAGCAAGUAUUUAUCACAAAAUGUCCACGCAGUCUUGCUUUUAAAAAGCUUCAACGAUUUGGUCGCAGAUUUAAUCUGCUGUCCUUCUCAAUUGUUUUUGGAGAUCCCCGGUCUAGUGCGAAUAGGAGCAUCUACAGGGUACUGGUAGACACAAUUUUCCCGAUCUCCAUAUCAUCUGCUGAAGCAGAUUAAAGAGAUUGAUUUUUCAGCCGUGUCAUGCAUUUUUUACCGUGCUCCUUGUUUCGGCAGUUGAACUGAAGGUACCAUGAUUAAACAAGAAAAAUUAUGGUGGACCUUAUGAAGAUUUUCUUCAUAGAGUCUACAAACUAGCACCUUCAUAGAAAAGUCAGAAGGUUUUUAAGUGAAGCAAAUUUGAAAGGGAUGUUUUCAUUGCUAUAUGGACUAUGGAAGUACCUCUUCAGCAAGACAGAGUUUCAUGUCCUCAUUCUUGGCAUUGACAAAGCUGGGAAAACUACAUUACUGGAAAAGCUGAAAACUAUGUUUUCAGAUUCAGAAGGGCUUCCACCUGAUCGAAUUGUCCCAACAGUGGGGCUGAACAUUGGACGUGCAGAGGCUUUCAAAUCAAAGCUUGUCUUUUGGGACCUGGGAGGGCAGAUUGGCUUACGCACAAUUUGGGAAAAAUACUAUGAGGAGGCACAUGCUGUGAUAUAUGUUGUUGAUGCAGCUUGCCAAUCACGAUUUGAAGACACAAAGUCUGCCUUAGAAAAAAUUUUGAGGCAUGAAGAUCUCCAAGGUGCUCCAAUAUUAAUCUAUGCAAAUAAGCAGGACCUCCCAGGUGCUGUGUCAGCUGAAGAUCUGGCAAGAUAUCUUGACUUGAAAGAGUUGGAUGAAAGGCCAUAUAUGUUUCAAUCAAUUUCUGCAUGUGAUGGGUUGGGUAUCAAAGAUGGGAUAAAUUGGUUGGUUGAUGCCAUGGAAAGAAGUAAACGUACUGAAGCAUUAAGACAACGUGUUGAUGUGGUUGUGGCUAUUUAGUGAUCACAAUCUCCUUUUUAGGUGGUUUUCCAUUAUGUGCCAACCAGAUUUGCUUCAAAAUAGCCUGCAGUGUAUAAGUAAUGCCUAAGAUUGUAGUCUAAUACAAUGUUGAUUUUUUGUACUCAUUGAUUGUUGUUGAUCUUCACGAUGCAAAAUUAACUUAAUAUUUUUCUUCCUUUCUCUGUGCUCACACAUUACAAAAAGAUAGAAAAUGGUGCCAAAUGCAAAUUUCAAAUUGAUUAAUCUCAGAGCUGAUAUAAAUUUAUACCGUAUUCAAGUUUCCAAGUGAUUAAUCAGAGGCAGACCUACAUGAGUUGGUGCCUUUACGGGGUAUGAAAGAGCUGCCACUUUCUUACAACCCUGCAGGAUUUUUCAUCUCUUACGAAGCUUCCAUAGAUAUAGAUUCUCAAGGCAGUUUGAUGCAUGGAAGUUGAUGAUUCGAUAAGUAAAUGUUAAAUGGAUGGAUAUCUUCAGUUUUCAUGUCCAUGCACUCUAUUUAAUGAAUAAUAUUUCUCUUAUUGAAUGGGUCUAA
Cryptomeria japonica (Japanese cedar) is the source of this 1761-nucleotide messenger RNA. RefSeq lists its product as uncharacterized. The transcript is spliced from 7 exons. Gene Ontology annotation, biological process: intracellular protein transport; Golgi to plasma membrane protein transport; protein localization to organelle. Gene Ontology annotation, molecular function: GTP binding; GTPase activity. Gene Ontology annotation, cellular component: Golgi apparatus. The coding region runs from base 618 to 1229 and encodes 203 amino acids. The record is from RefSeq and is a predicted model, not a curated record. Lineage: Eukaryota; Viridiplantae; Streptophyta; Pinopsida; Cupressales; Cupressaceae.